This is a messenger RNA of Talaromyces proteolyticus, 952 nucleotides long. RefSeq lists its product as uncharacterized. Bases 250 to 945 code for a protein of 231 amino acids. The transcript is spliced from 4 exons. Lineage: Eukaryota; Fungi; Ascomycota; Eurotiomycetes; Eurotiales; Trichocomaceae. The record is from RefSeq and is a predicted model, not a curated record.
AUCACGCCCUGAACUUGCAAAGUUGUUAAUUCCCUCUCUUACAAACAGUACUUAUUCCUUGUCCCUCGUGCUCAUUCAUCAGUUGGGUUUAAUAAUAUUGAUUUGAUAUCCUCGAGUUUGCCAGCGCCAGCGCCAGUGCUACUGGGGGAUACAUCACUUGCUGCUCUUGCUAUACCACUAGCGCGUUACCCCAGUACCACCACCACCAGCACUACUCUUCUCCGCAACAGCUCAACUACUACAACCAGCAUGGCCGCCAACGAGUGGGAUCCCCUGCUGCCAGAGCGCAGUCGCCAGACCGGGCGCAACUACACAGGCGUCCUGACCAAAAGUAUCGUGUAUGCGCUGACGCUGCUGCUCUUUGUGAUCGCAUUUGCGCUGACCAUCGCCUCCAUCGCGCUCCCAAGCUGGAUCAGCUAUCACAGCACCGUGCCCCCCUUCCACUACUCCCUAGGCCUACACCGCCGCUGCUCGUCCCUCACCGACACCUGCGAACCGUUCCCACAAUACGAAGACUGCCAUGGCGAAGACCGGUAUUUUUGCUCCAUGUGGCGCAGCGUGGGCUUCCUGAUGACCUUUGCGAUCGUGCUGAUGUCGAUGGCCGUGGUGGCAUACAUGGUGAUUCUGUCGGGGGGCAAGCGGCUGCGCGAGACCGGGUGGACGGUGCUGAGUCUGAUUAUAAUCCUGUCUGUUGCGGUGCAGGUCGCCAGCAUGGCAUUAGUCGCAUACCUCUUCGACAACGACGACCGAUUCUCCGUCGGCCUCGAAUUCGGCGAUGCCGUCGCGUCCUGGAAACUCGAUAAAUCCUUCACCUUUUGCACCGUCAGCUGGUGCAUCUCGUUCUUCUGCGCUGUAACCGUUGUGGUUGCGGCGCGCAUACUGCCGUCUGAGGGGGGUUAUGAACUGAUCCCGGACAUGGCUGCAGCUUCUGAAGCUCAAAAUUAAAUUAAUA